GCAGUGCGGCGUCAAAACUUCCGGGUUUCUAGUUUAUAAGGGAAGCGUUAGGCGUGAUGCUGCAAACUUCUGCGUUUAUUUACAGUAGUUUAACAGUUCAUUUUCUACGACAGUUCGCUCUCAGCAGUCAGCACAGGAUGGGAAGUUUAAAGAACGAAAACCGGUGCAUUCAUUCUGACAACGUUGAGGAAGUUCAUAACAUCCCAAUGGAUGUGAUUAUUCGACCCAUUCCUCCAGUUCUAGAUGAAGAGAAAGUUCAAAGCCUCAUGGACACUAUAAAUGAGACCUCAGACAUCAGAGUUGUCCCUCCAAUAGAUGUGUUAUGGAUCACAGGAGAAAAGGGAGGUAAUUAUUACUACUCAUUUGGGGGCUGCCAUAGAUUUGCUGCUUACCAGAGACUACAGAUGAAAUCCAUCCCAGCCAAGAUCAUCAAAUCCAACAUUUCUGACCUGCGCACCUAUCUGGGAGCUUCAACGCCCAAUUUACAGUGACUGAAAGAGCCAGGGUAUAGAGGACAUGAUUACCACAUGCUAAGUAAUGAAUGAGUCAUGAGGUUUAGACUGGGUGUCCAUAUCUACAGGAAGGUGACGCAUGCAAAUAGGUGUAAGAAUGACGGGACAAGGAAGUUAACAAGUCUACGUAUACAUGUACAUGUGUUUUCUUUCAAAACUAUUUCCGUAUGUCUUUGCCACGAAUACAUUGUGAGACAAAUUUGAAGAAAAUGUGUAGAAUACAAGUUAUACGAUCAGUUAUUUGACUUACUUUUGACAAAACCCAAAAACAAUGUCAGUGGACGUAUGUGGGAAAAUAUAUGGGUGAAAUUGAUGUUUUGUAAAUAAACAUGGUCAACAAGGAUUACUCCAGCAUUUUUCAACUUAAGCUCUAUCCACUGCAGUUAUAUUGUGUGCAUGAUCGUAAUAGUUUAGAAUCGGCACACAUUUUCCCAAAGUGAGAGAACAAAUAAACUGUUUACUAAAACGUAGUUAUAAUCCAUCCCAUCCCAUCCAUCCAUUUUCCACACCCCUUAUCCUACACUUGGUUGUGGGGAAACCUGGACCCUAUCCCAAGGAGCAAGGCAGGGGACACCCUGGACAGUGCCAAACCAUCGCAGGGAACACUUACACACUACGGACAGUGUGGAAAUGCCAAUCAGCCUAUAACACAUGUUGUUGGACUUGGGGAGGAAACCAGAGUACCCGGAGAAAAACAAGGAAAACACGCAAGCUCUGCACACAGGACGGAAUCAUGAUUCAAACGCCCAAUCCUGGUCGUGCGAGGCAACAGUGCUAACCACUAAGCCACCAUACCUCCCAACAUAGUUAUAAUGCUCUCUGUAAACAUGUAACUGUAUAAUGCAAAUUUAGAGUUUAAUUUAGACUACAAGUGCUGUGCUCUUAACAGUAAAGGUCUUGGGUUGAAACAGCCAUGAGAGAAAGUCAUACCAAAGCUGUACUUAUGAAUUUUAUCUAACUUUCCAACACUGGGGCACUACAAUAAAAACAAAUCUGGUUAACCUUUCCAAAUUGUUUUGUUCUAAAAGUAGUUAAUUUACAAAUUCUUUGUUUAAAAAGCAACAACAAACGUAUUAUUUUUUAAAAUUUAUUUAACAUGGGUAAUCACAUAAUUACUACACAUGCAGUAAUUAUAUGCACUCUGUAGUGGUAGCACUGAUAUUCACCACGAGAUGGUAGUAUUGCUCUGUUUAGUGUAGAUUCAUUUUUUUUUUACAGAUUAAUGUUUGUUUUAUAGUAAAAUAUUUAAAUCAUAUUCAUAUGUGUAAAUAUAAUUCAAGAGGAAACCAAAAAGCUGUAAAAAUGUCACUUAUGCCGAUGCAUUUGAAAUGACUGAAGGACUCAUUUUCUUGUUUCUGAUGUCCAUCGCACGUUUUGUAUUGACUAAGGUGUUUUCCUACAUACUAGUACAGCUUUGUCCCAUCAUGACCUGUUUUUCAAACUACAGUAUCUUUAAAAAAAAAUAAAAUAAAAAAUGACGUGUAUUAUAUAGCA
This is a messenger RNA of Ictalurus punctatus (channel catfish), 2006 nucleotides long. It is a transcript of the gene srxn1, whose product is annotated as sulfiredoxin 1 homolog (S. cerevisiae). Gene Ontology annotation, cellular component: cytoplasm. The transcript is spliced from 2 exons. The coding region runs from base 57 to 491 and encodes 144 amino acids. NCBI's taxonomy places the organism in Eukaryota, Metazoa, Chordata, Actinopteri, Siluriformes, Ictaluridae. Gene Ontology annotation, molecular function: sulfiredoxin activity. The record is from RefSeq and is a predicted model, not a curated record. Gene Ontology annotation, biological process: cellular response to oxidative stress.